UGUCCUUCGGUGUGGUAGGGGGUCCUCCUCCCUAGAAAGUUUCCAUCGACACCAGUGUGCUUUUAUUCCGGGCUGGCGGUGCAAUGCCAUGCAUAUGCAAAUGUACAUGCUGGAGGGGGCAUCAAGGUGGAACAUGGGCCGGGCUAAGGAGGCAGUAGACGUGGAGGGGGCCUCAACCUUAAGAAGCUUUGAUGUUCGCUUGAUGUCCCAGCUCAACAACUUAAGCCAGCGCGUCCAUGGUUGUGCUCUGGUGCCAGAGUUCACCCCACCCGGAAAACCUACUGGUGAGCGCAUAGCGGUGGAAUAUUUAUUGUCCCAGACCAACAGAGGUGACCUGCUAGCUCCAUCGCAGGUCUCUGAAAUCCCCUCGCAGGUGCUGGAGGAGGAGGAGGAUGAGCCAGAUGACCCCAUCAGCAUGCCUGACAUUGUCGGUCAGUCAGCUGAGAUGGGGGCUGGUGAUCCAAGUGCUGUGGAGGGUGACCCUGAGCCCGGACCCCUCGUCACAGAGACCAGCCAAUGUGACUCGAGGGGUGUUGUGGGAUGGGAAAAAGUUGAUGCCCUUGCAGCCUACCUAGUUGGCUUGAAUCGUACCAUCACCGCCUUGUCAGCCAAGGAGGAGAGGGACAUAGUCCACCUGCUAAGAAAAAGGCACAUGCAUCAGGAGGACCAUGGAGAGCACCCAGGAAGCCGAGUGGCUCUGCUCCUGGACAGCAGGCGGCAGAGAGGUGCUUGA
Sardina pilchardus (European sardine) is the source of this 733-nucleotide messenger RNA. RefSeq lists its product as uncharacterized. NCBI's taxonomy places the organism in Eukaryota, Metazoa, Chordata, Actinopteri, Clupeiformes, Clupeidae. The coding region runs from base 89 to 733 and encodes 214 amino acids. The transcript has 5 exons. The record is from RefSeq and is a predicted model, not a curated record.